GCUGUUUUGUUCAGUCAUUGUGUAAUGGAGAGAAACCCGGGGGUCGGAUCCGCACAGAAAAAGCACCGAGAAAAUACCAAAACGCUUAAACAGAGCCGGUUUAUUUCCUAUCUCUAGAAUCAGUGACAGCUCAGUUGCUGGUAACUCUUAGAGGCAGACAAAAGCGAGCGAGAGAAAAUGUCUCUCGAAAGCCUCAGCCUCACCUCCUCCAACAAGCAGUCCCCCAAAAACGAACACACCAUCAACCUCACUGAGUCAGGAGACGAAAGAGAAGAAGGUGAACUGGAGGAAGGAGAAUUGCAAGAUGAUGGUGAGGAAGCGGAUGUUCAGGAGGAAUCCCAAGAAAAAGUCAAGAAAGAUCAAUCAGAAAAACAGGAUUGGGAUCAUGAAGAUGAUGAGAAAGAUAAGGACAAAGCCCAUCGUAGGAUGAAGAGAAAGAGGAAGAAAGAAAGAGAAAGAGAAAGAGAAAAAGAAAAGAAGAGAUCAAAAAAGAAACGAAAGUCAAAGCAUAAGCGACAUGUGUCUUCCAGUGAUGAUUAUUCGGAUUAUAGUGAUGAGUCUGACUAUAGUCCUGGAGAGAAGGGAUACCGGAAAUAUCGAGAUUACAGUCCACCGUAUAUGCAGCCACCUUAUCCCUCAUCUUCAGGGGCUCCUUUGUCAAAGAAGACCUAUAUGAAACCAGAGAAGAUGAAUUACAAUAUGUAUGAGGAGUAUGAAGAUGAACAGUAUAUUGACUAUGAGGGGGUGGAGGAGGAGGAAGUACCAGAUGAGGAAGAAGAAGAAUAUGAUGAUUUUGCCAAAGAAUUAAGCCAGUAUAGAAAAGCAAAGGAGGCCUCUCAGCAACAGCAGCAACAACAACAACAGCAGCAGCAACAACACCAACAGCAAAGCCAUGUGCCUAUGGGACACCGAGGACAUGGAACAUCAGGUAUAUCUGGUCCUAUGCGAGGUGGUGGGAGAGGUCGCGGUAUCCGAGGCAGAGGAGGCCGAGGAAGGUCCCGUGGACGGGGUGUAAGAGGAGGCAGAGGAGGAGUUCAUGGUCAGAGCCAUGGGCCAGGGGCAGGGCAUGGACCUCCAGAACAUGGACUUCCAGAACAUGGAUCUGGGUCUGCACAUGGGCCAUCAGGACAAGGAGCAGGACCAGGACAUGGGCCCCCCAGCCAUGGACAUGGACAAGCAGGCCAUGGACCUCCGUGUCAUGGGCCCCCUCCUAGCCAUGGACCUUCAGGACAUGGGCCCCCUCCAGGUCAUAGUUCUGGGCCAGGGCAAGGGCCUCCAGGACAUGGUCAGGGGUCAGGACAUGGACCUGGCCCAAGUCACGGGCCUGGACCAGGGUAUGGCCCUCCUUGUCAUGGACCUGGGCCAAUGCACGGACCACCAGGACAUGGACCGCCAGAACACAUGAUGGACCCUCCAGACGAUUGUGAACAUGACCUUUAUGAUGAAGAUAUGCCGAACCUUGAUGAUGGAAUGCGUAUGAGGAGCAUGCAUGAUCACGGGCAUCAGCCAUGUGCAGAGAAGAAAGGAAAAGUUCUUUGCAAGUUCUUUGUGGAGGGUAGAUGUUCAAAGGGGGAUCAGUGCAAUUUCAGUCAUGAUUUGGGACCACCAAGAAAGCGAGAGCUCUGCAGAUUUUACUACAAUGGAUUUUGCGCUAAAGCAGAAAAUUGUUUGUACAUGCACAAUGAAUUUCCUUGCAAGUUCUUUCAUACGACAGGUAAUUGUUACCAGGGAGAUGAUUGCAAGUUUUCACAUAGACCUCUAACCGAUGAAACCAGGGAGCUACUGGAUAAGAUGUUAGCCAGUGAGGCGGAAGCUGGUGCAGAAGAUGAAAAGGAAGUGGAAGAAUUAAAGAAGCAAGGAAUCACGCCUUUACCGAAACCCCCACCUGGAGUUGGGUUGUUACCCACGCCGCCUCGACCUCCAAUGGCACCUCCUUCAAAUAUUCCCAAUGCUCCACGGCCUCCGAUGAUGGGACCACUGCCUCCAGGUCCUCCACCGCCUGGUCCUCCACCACCAGGUCCUCCACCUCCAGGACCCCCACCACCUGGACCUCCAUGUUUACCCGGUCAAAAGAAGAUCCCCUCUCUCUUUGAGAUUGUUGUUCAGCCUACUCCACACCUUGCCCAUAAAAUGGGAAUGAAUAGGCCACGGUUUCCACCACCACCUCCUAGGUUCCCAGGACCUCCGGGACCUCCUGCGCCACCUGGGCCUCCCAUAGGUCCAGGGCCUGGGCCUGGCAUGGGACCAGGACCAGGUCCCAUGUCAGGGCCAAUGUCUGGACCCAUGCCAGGCCCUGGCCCAGAAGAGAUCCCAGGAGGGCCUGGAAUGAAUCCAGGAGCACAGGUAGGACCAGGCCCUCCAGUACCACCAUUCAUGCAAGGAGAUCCUGGGAUGAUGCCACCUGUUCCUUCGGCACCAAAUUUCUAUGACAACUACUAUCAACAGCAGGGAAUGCCAAUGGAUGCUGGUCCAGAUGGGGAACAAGGGAAUAAGGAGGCGAUGGAGGAAGGAGAUGGCCAGCAGGCUCUGCUGCAGCAGGUGGAUGAACUGGAGGCUGAGGAGAGUGAAGGUGCCUCCUCUGGUCAGAAGCCAGCUGCAAACAUCCCUGACUUCCUCCCGGCAGCCCAACGGGCUCUGUUUCUACGCAUUCAACAAAAGCAACAGGAGGAGGAGGAAAAGGCAAAGAGGAGAGCAGACAGCAGUCAGCGAGAAAAGGAAAAUGAAGAGGGUGAUGGUGAUAAUUGGUACUCGAGUGAUGAAGAGGAUGGUGGAAGCAGUAUGAGCUGCAUAUUAAAGACGCUUCGUCAGCAGUCUGCUAGGAAGCCUCAAACGCGAGGCUCAUGGGCGUCACAUAACAAGAAUGGUAGUAGCCAGAACGUUGCUGAUCCACGCCUGCAAAAGGAGAGGCUGUCAAAUGCAAAUCGACCUGUAGACCCACGGAUUUCAAGGGACCCCAGGCUUUCUCGAAGUGCAGAGAUCACAUUGGGGAAUUCUGGGUCUGAUACAGCAGCUGCAGAAAGCAGAACAGUAACUGCACCUAAAACGGACCCUGCUCUUCCAACUCCUCCCAGCAGUACAAAAUCUCAGGUGGUUGUUAAUGAAGAGGAAGGAGAGAGGAUUCUAAGGGAAAAGACAGUGGUCAUUCCUCUUGACCCAUUGCCAGGCUCCUCACUCCGAGAUCCUAGGUCUCAACUUAAACAGUUCAGCCACAUUAAAAUGGACACCUCUCUCGGAAAGCCUCAUUUUGCUAAAAGUAUCUUGUGGAGUCCAGAAGAUUUGAUCCCACUGCCCAUCCCAAAGCCAGAUCCGGUCGCCGUCUCUGUGCCCUUCCCAGCACUGGACCCCCGAUUGAACCGUUCUCCACAAGCUGGGCCUUCGGAUCCUCGGCAGCGCAAUACUGACCAGGCAUCGGUGGAGCCCUCGCAGCCGGCACCAACUUCUGCCCUUCCAGAUUUGGGUUUGCUCUCCAGAAUACUGAAGAGUGUUGAUGUUUCAGCAACGAAGACGACUGCACAGAACGAGAAGCCUUCCGACCCCAGGAUGCGAAAGGUUCCUGCUGAUCCUAGGCUGCAGAGGUCCAGUGGUGGACCCCAGUCCUCCAGCACCCAAUCAGGAAAGCCCUCGGAGCAUAUUGAAUCCCCAGCUGGAUCUGCUUCGAAGGACUCAGGUGGUGGCCUUGCUCCGUAUGAUCCCAGGUUAGUUACUGCAGGUGGGCAGAACCGAGCAGGAGGUAGUGGCCAGAGUGCCAUGCUGAGUGGCAUCAGUUUAUAUGAUCCAAGAACUCCCAGCACCCAGAGUGGGAAUGUUAAAAGUACAGAGUCCUCCAGUGAGCUUAAAGGGUCGGAUGUCCAGAAAGGUGUAACCAGACAGAAAGAACCAUUGUUUGUCAGAAAAUCUGCAUUGGAUCAACCGGAAAACGAGAAGUCAACUUCAGAAACUCCCACAGAUCGAUAUAACAGUUACAACAGACCCAGGCCAAAGCCAGCCACUUCUGCUGCCCCCACACCAGAGACGGGUCAAACAGGAGUACACAGCCUCCCGGUGUCAUCUCUGUUUGGACUUAUUCACCCGCAGUUCUCUGAGGUGAAACAGGCCAGCAAAUCUGGCUCAGGCAGCCCUUUUGGUGGGAACAGUCCCCUUGAGGAGAGUGGGCAAGAUACAACCUCACUGAAGGAUGUUUUUAAAGGGUUUGAUCCCACUGCUUCACCCUUUUGUCAGUAACAGACAUUGACUGCUGCAUUAACCUUGUACAUUUAAUCUCACAGCAGGGGCUGGACGCAGUGCUGGGCAAUGUUUUAUCAUACUCUUUAACUUUGUAAUUUAAUACAUUAAUAAAUGUGAAUAUGCUUAGAAACCAGGUGAUCAAAAUCGCCAAACUGAACUGUAGUCAGCUUAGACCAUUAUCGAACCGAAUGUGAUUCCAAAACUUGUUGGCUCUUAUGCAUUCUUUCUAAACAACAAGGGUGGUUUGUUUAAUGAAUUUGGCACGAACAGAGAGCUUGUCUGUGACAAGAUACUGAAUUUCUUCUGAUCCUGGAAAAAUUCAAAAGGAAAGUUUUUUUUGUCAGGAAGAGGCCUUUAGGAAAUGUGCAUAUUAGUUACAUGUAGAAAUGUGUUAUUGAUCUUGAAAGUGGGUGUAAUAUGAUCUAAAUUGAACAGUAUGUUUGUGUAGUGACCUUAUAAUAUACAUUGGCUAUGUGUCUUGUUUUGUGGAUUCCUGAAUUUACUCUUUCCCAUGCCAUAUUCAUAUGGAGAAGGCUGAGGCUGGAUUAGGGCCAUCUGUAACCUCUAAAUUACCAGACACCCCUUAUAUGAGGUAAAAGCCCAUUAAACAUGUCACGUGCAAGGCUCUAAAACUUCCUAGAUUUAACCUGAAAAACACGCCACAGAUGUUGAAUGUUGUGAACAUGUCUGUAAAAUGCACGCUUUGUACAUAUGCUGUACUCUUGACAGGUUGAGGGACCGAGAAUCUAUUGUUAAUUUAAAAGUUUUUUUUAAGCAUCUCCUGGUACUUGCUCCCUGGAAAUUACUACGAAUAAGCCAUUGUUUCCUUUUGCAUUCCUAACAUGUCCAAUGUGGACAUAAAUGUGUCUUCCAAUUUACCAUCAUUUUCUUGGCUCAAGAAUUCUGCUAUCCAUGAUGUAGUCCCAGAUGCCUUUAUGUUGAAACAUUUCUUCUGUAGAGAAAUUGUACACAAAUUGUUGUCUUUUUUUAAAGUCCUUUUGUGUACAAAAAACAAAGAAAAAGUCAAGCUUUUAUAGUUUUAGGUCUGUUUGUACCUACAGCUUGGGCACGAAAGAAUCAGAGACUAAUGGAUCAGAAUAAUCUCCUUGAUGAAAAUAAAGUGAUUUUCUUUUCUGCUGCAAGGCUGUCACAUUUCCUGAAAGUCAGGUUGGAUGUACAGUGACAAGUUCAUCUUUUUUAUACAGUCUUUGUAUAUUCGUAGGGAUUGCUGCUUCAGUUGAAAUGCUAAUAUGACUUCUCCACUAACUCAGAACUAACUUCAGUGAAAGAGAUCAAAUAUUUUUGUACUUAUUAUCUGCAAGGUGCUUAUAUGCAUGGGUAGAAAGGGUGCUGAUGGGUAGUGCAGUUAAAUAACAUGAUUACUGGUUAUAUGCUUGUAAACUUCAAAAAGGCACCAGUCAAAUCUAAGUAUAAACAGGGCUAUCCAGAUAAAUCCCAAAAUUCCACAUUGUUAUAAGUGGUUCAGUAUUAAAUUGUUACCAGCAAAUGCUGCUAAGUUGUCGACAGCUCAGAAAUGUAAUGAUGGCAAAGUCAGAGAUCUUGUAAAUGACCUGCUGUUGUCAUAAAGAAGUAAAGUAUUUCUGUUUUGAUGUAGAUGCAACAGAGAAGCCAACGUGUUUUGUGCUGGCAUUAGGCGUUGGCGUCGCGGUGUUUGUUCAUUAUGACAGUGAGACACAGCAGUGGUAUUAUGUCAGUGUGUAUUGGCAAAGGGAUCAAACACUGCUAGUCUACAGUCAUUGUAGGGAGCAAAUAGUGGUUUGUGUGGAAUGCUGAUACCAUGAUCUCAAACAGCAUAGAAGCAGUGAGUUUCUGAAGUUUUUUUAACAAUAAUGUUGCUUAGAAAAGAUGGAGCCCUAUAUUUUAUAGGGUACCAAAGAUCCUGCAUAGCUGAGCAAGUAUAUACAGUAAUUCAUAUACAGCAAAUUACCCUGGGCUGUCCUCUUGUGGAAUUAAUAUUUAUUAAACUAAGUUUUAAUGCUAAUUAAAACACAGAAUGCUAAAAAUACUCAGCAGAAUCUGGCAGCAUCUGUGAAGAAAAUUUGAAUCCUCUCUGACCUUAGGAUUUAACUCAGCACUGACUGUGAAAGAUUAUCAGCAGUUUUUGCUUGUGUUACAUAAUGACACAGUGUAUUCAAUAUUAACUGUGCACAAUACUUAUAAUAAACAAGACUUUGAAUGUUUAUAAAUCUAAUCAUGAGGUUCAGAGAAUAUUAUGAAAUGAUGGUGCACCAUUACUUACCUUUAGAAUCUGUUGAUCAGCUUCUAUGACCUUUGAUCUACUUCCAAGGUAUUUGUUGUAUGUUAACGUUUCAUAGAUUGUGUCCUUUUUAAUGAGGUGUAUUUAUAUUUUUAUGUGCAAAUUGCUUACAAACUGUAAAAAAAUUUCCUUUCCUCCAUUUCAUAAAGUUUUGAGAUCAACGGUUGCCUUAACUCCAGAGCAUUGAAACCAGCAGGUUGUUAUAUACAGGUAACAAUCCUAGGCUGAAGUUUGUUAGCUUGCUUUCCAGGUUAAGUAGGCUGACUUCCUGUUGAUUUGUUGCAUGUACUAAGCAUAAUUAUAAAGCUUGAUGCUAUUAUUUUAUUAAUUUUAAAGUUUUCUCUUUUAAAGAUUCUCUUUCUCUUUCAUAUAAGAGUUAUCUAAGCAAAUGUGGUUGAUAAGAUCUGAAGUUUUUCAAUCAUAUCCUUUACAGUUCUAUGAACCGUAUAGUCACCGUGCCAUCUUGUUUACACCAAUUAUUGAAAUGGGAAACAAGGUGAAAGCCCUUUUUUGUCACAAGAUAAUUUUUCUAUCUUCUGACCAUAUCAGUAGGCAUUUUUAGAUUUUGAGGUGGAUACUCCUUUAUGUAUUAACUACAUACCCAGAAGAAGGCAAUGGCAAACUAUUUCUGCAGAAAAAUUUUCCAAGAACCAUCAUGGUCAUGGAAAGACCAUGAUCGCCCACAUUUUACAACACAACACUUAACAAAUGAUGAACUAAUUAACUACAUGAGAUUCACAAGAAUGAAUGUUGAAAUGGAUGUUCUGUAGAUUAUGGAUGAAUUUAAAGUUUCCAUUAUUCUUUACUCAUUGCGAAGACCUUAGAUCCUGAUUCGAAUUGAUUAGAUCUUGAGCAUACUGUGUUUUUUUUGAUUGUGGAUCAUUUGUUAAAUGGAUUCCAGUGAUGCAUGCUGCGUCUCGACCAUUUGACUAAAUGAUGUCUAGCAUUAAUCAGGUUGAGGCAGAAAGAUCUUUGCAAUGAGUGAAGAAAAAUGGAAAUUUAAAAUCCAUCCAUAACUUCUUCACAAACCUGCCCAGAAAUCUGAUUUUGAGUCAAAUGAAAUAAUAUCUUUCUGUUAAUAAAAUGCAAUACAGUUGUCAUGGAAAAUUGAGUAACAGUUCAGUUUCUGGGUUGGCUAUGGCCAAAGAGACUUGUGAAAACCCUGGGAGUAGUUUGCUCCAUGUAAUAAUUAACAAGACAGACUGUGUUUGCGUUAUUCACACUAUUGUGCUGGAGUGUUGGAAUGAGGAUAAUUGGAGCUUGUUUUUCCAUUUCACUGAGCGGAGGUGCAUCUCAUACAUGUAUUAAAGCCGGACAAUAUGAUAGCUUGUGCAUUUUUUAAUUCGACCCAGGGUUCUGCACUGUUGCUUUUGUAUUGACUGAAUGUCAAAGGCAGAAAAGAAGAAAAAAAUACUGAGGGAGGUUAGAUUCCAAUAUGCACACCUUAAAAGUUCGAGGUAAUGAAAGUUAUUCUUUGCACUUCAAAUGAAUUUUGAAUGAACAAUCUGGAUUAAUUUUAGUGGCCAAACAUGUAACCUGUUUCAUGUGUGUGGUUUUGGGGGAGGGAGGGAAAUAGAUGGUAAAACUGCCAAUGCAUUUUAAACCAUUUGUUCUUUGAUUAGGAUUAUUCAUUAGCUGUGAAACUGAGAAGAACUGAACAUGGUGUCAUUGUCCUGUUUUGUUUAAGAUUUCAUAAUACUUCAGCUGAGUAGUUAACCUCUUCAAUAAAUGUAAGUGAAGUAAUGUUUUGAAAUAUUACCAUGGAAUAUUUUAUGAUUAUAAAACUUGAAGCGCACUUUGUAAUUAUGUCGUUAUUCAUUAAACAGUGGAGUUGCUUGCCAGUUUGUACGUAUAUCAAAUUGAACUUGUAAUGGAUUUAAAGAUAGAGGAGUGUGCAGUACUUGGGUGCAUUAAAGUAUUCUGGCAUGCCAUUUCCAAAUUAAAUUAGAAAUACUUGCAUAGAUCCCAGUUCUUUCUCUGAUGUGAAUGCAGUGGUCCUGAUUUGAAUUGAUUAGCUCUCGAUUUUUUUUAUUGUGGAUCAUUUGUUAAAUGGAUUCAAAUGAUGCAUGCUGGGCCUUGAUCUUUUGACUAAGUUAUUGUAUAGAAUUAAUCAAGCACAUUUUUUUUGGCCAAAUACACAAUACUUGCACUAACUCCAAGACCUGGUUAUUCGAAUGCAAAGUGACAGAUGGUAAUGGCAGCUCAGACUUCACAGACAAGACGUAUGAUACACAGUUGAGUGUUGCCUCAUGCUGAGUCCAGCUUCUUCACACAGCUACCACAGUCCUAUUUCUUUCCCUUGUGUGUGUAAAGAGAAAAAAGUCUUUGUAUUGAAAUGAUUGUAUGAAUUAUUUAAACCUUUUUUAAGAGAAACUAUUUGGAGAGAGGAGCAUGCAGAAGAACGUGUAAGUGUGUGUUAUUGUGCACUCUUAAGCAUCAAUCACGUAUUUUGUGAUAGGUAGAUUGUAAUGUCCUGUAUUCUUUCCAUCAGCUUUUUAAUUAACAACUAAUAAAAAGUAAAGUUUGCUAUUUUAUUCCUGGUGAUGGGUACGUGCUCUUGGUCUCUUUGAGGUCAGAGAAGGUAGGUUAAGUUCAAGUUUAUUGUCAUUCAGCUCUACACA
Mobula hypostoma (lesser devil ray) is the source of this 9123-nucleotide messenger RNA. RefSeq names its product zinc finger CCCH-type containing 4 (gene zc3h4). NCBI's taxonomy places the organism in Eukaryota, Metazoa, Chordata, Chondrichthyes, Myliobatiformes, Myliobatidae. Gene Ontology annotation, biological process: negative regulation of DNA-templated transcription. Gene Ontology annotation, molecular function: RNA binding; metal ion binding. The record is from RefSeq and is a predicted model, not a curated record. Bases 178 to 4221 code for a protein of 1347 amino acids. The transcript has 12 exons. Gene Ontology annotation, cellular component: nucleus.